Messenger RNA from Manihot esculenta (cassava), 2670 nucleotides. RefSeq names its product cyclic nucleotide-gated ion channel 2. The transcript is spliced from 8 exons. Lineage: Eukaryota; Viridiplantae; Streptophyta; Magnoliopsida; Malpighiales; Euphorbiaceae. Gene Ontology annotation, molecular function: monoatomic ion channel activity. The record is from RefSeq and is a predicted model, not a curated record. Gene Ontology annotation, biological process: monoatomic ion transport; transmembrane transport. The coding region runs from base 342 to 2492 and encodes 716 amino acids. Gene Ontology annotation, cellular component: membrane.
AGGUGGCUUGGGAGUUAGCGAGUGUGUUUGUGGUCCAAACUGUGGUGGCAUGGGGUGUUCAUUGCAUUGCAUGCAUUACCUUAUUCGUGGAUUGGAGGUUGUGGACCCAGCGCCGUGCUUCACCAGACACAUCAACUCCACUACCCAUCGUUUCGUAUGCAAUUGGCUCUUUACCUCCUGCGGCUCUUCAUGUGCUACGUGACAGAAUUCUGCUAUUAUAAUCCCACCAAAAUCCCCCAUCCUCAGCUUCUCUUCAUUUAGCUACUCAACCUCUCCUCUCACUCUAUCUCUUGUUUUCCUCUCACCACCUUCCUCUCUCCCAUGGUUCCACUCUUCCAAUCAUGCCUUCUCAGCCCAACUUCCACUUCUCUCUCCCAAGGUGGAUUGGACUGCUUUGCCGCCGAAAUCGCCAGAUUGAGAGUAACGACAGUAGCGGCGACAGCGGCAGCAACAAUAUCAACGUGGAUGACACUGCCGUCUCUAACUCCGUAGAAUGCUACGCCUGUACCCAGGUUGGUGUUCCUGCCUUCCACUCCACCAGCUGCGACCACGCCCACCAGCCCGAAUGGGUGGCCUCUGCCGGCUCAUCUCUUGUCCCUAUCCAAAACCGGCCUGGCCCCAAGAAGAGUCCCUCAUCUAAAGCCCAACCACGGGUACACAGAGGCCCCUUGAAAACAAUCCUCGACCCUCGUAGCAAGCGCGUUCAGAAAUGGAACCGCGCGUUUCUUCUGGCUCGUGGCAUGGCUCUAGCUAUUGAUCCAUUGUUCUUCUACGCGUUGUCAAUUGGAAGAGGUGGUGCUCCGUGCCUGUACAUGGACGGUGGAUUAGCCGCUAUAGUGACUGUUCUCCGCACGUGUGUGGAUGCGGUGCAUUUGUGCCACUUGUGGUUGCAGUUCAGGCUGGCAUACGUGUCGCGGGAAUCGCUGGUGGUUGGGUGUGGGAAACUGGUAUGGGAUGCACGUGCCAUCGCCUCCCACUACGUGCGGUCCUUGAAAGGGUUCUGGUUCGAUGCGUUUGUAAUACUGCCAGUCCCACAGGCUGUGUUCUGGUUAGUUCUUCCCAAAUUGAUAAGAGAAGAGCAUAUUAAGCUGAUAAUGACAAUACUUCUACUUAUCUUCUUGUUCCAAUUCCUCCCUAAAGUGUACCACUGCAUUUACUUGAUGAGAAAAAUGCAGAAGGUUACAGGUUAUAUCUUUGGCACCAUUUGGUGGGGUUUUGGCCUUAAUCUCAUUGCCUACUUCAUUGCCUCUCAUGUUGCUGGAGGAUGCUGGUAUGUUCUUGCCAUUCAACGGGCAGCUUCGUGCCUGAGGCAGCAGUGUCAAAGAAGACCAAAUUGUGACCUAUCUUUGUCCUGCUCAGAGGAGAUCUGUUAUCAGUUUCUGGCAUCUGCAAACACAAUUGGAAAUCCAUGUGGUGGUAACUUUACCACGGCUGUUAGAAAGCCAAUGUGCUUGGAUAUUAAAGGCCCAUUCAAAUAUGGAAUCUAUAAGACUGCUCUACCUGUCAUUUCCAGUAAUUCUUUGGCUGUCAAGAUCUUUUAUCCCAUAUUUUGGGGUUUAAUGACUCUCAGUACCUUUGGCAAUGAUCUGGAACCCACGAAUAAUUGGCUAGAAGUAAUUUUCAGUAUAUGCAUAGUCCUUAGUGGUUUAAUGCUCUUCACUUUGUUGAUUGGGAAUAUCCAGGUGUUCCUGCAUGCGGUCAUGGCAAAGAAGAGGAAAAUGCAGCUGAGAUGCAGAGAUAUGGAAUGGUGGAUGAGGCGGAGACAGUUACCAUCUCGUUUGAGACAGAGAGUUCGCAACUUCGAAAGACAAAGAUGGGCAGCCAUGGGAGGUGAUGAUGAGAUGGAAUUAAUCAAAGACUUACCUGAAGGACUCCGACGAGAUAUCAAGCGCUACCUUUGCCUAGACCUCAUUAAGAAGGUUCCUCUGUUCCACAACUUGGAUGAUCUUAUUCUUGACAACAUCUGCGAUCGGGUUAGGCCCCUUGUGUACUCUAAAGAUGAAAAGAUAAUUAGAGAAGGAGAUCCUGUGCAAAGGAUGGUGUUCAUCAUUCGUGGGCGUAUCAAGAGAAGCCAAAGCCUCAGUAAAGGCAUGGUAGCAACCAGCGUGCUUGAACCAGGAGGGUUUCUGGGUGAUGAGCUGCUUUCUUGGUGCCUCCGCCGCCCAUUCAUAGACCGGCUUCCAGCCUCAUCUGCUACAUUCGUUAGUAUAGAAUCUACAGAAGCAUUUGGACUUGAUGCAAACCAUCUUCGUUACAUCACAGAUCAUUUCCGUUACAAGUUUGCUAACGAAAGGCUUAAGCGGACUGCGAGAUAUUAUUCCUCGAAUUGGCGAACAUGGGCAGCAGUGAACAUACAAUUUGCUUGGCGGCGCUACAGGAAGAGGACUAGAGGUCCGGUGACUCCUGUAGUAGAAAAUGGAGGCUCUGAUCGUCGGCUACUUCAGUAUGCUGCAAUGUUCAUGUCAAUCAGGCCACAUGAUCACCUCGAAUAAGACCUUGCUUAGAUACUCUUCACUUGUAUCCAUUGCUUAAUAAGUCUUGUUCCUUGCUUUAGGCGCAAAAUUCUCCAUGGUAGAUAGACCUGGCCAUGGAAUAUAAACUUUUUAUUUUUUGGCACUUGAUAGCCUCAUUCUUCGCAAGUUGAUUAAAAGUUUAUUUUUGUUUCUUUUA